GCUGCCGACCCGUCCGGUGUGCGCCUACAGUGAGGUGUUCGGAGACCCGGAGCAGGUGCGCAUGACCUCCGAGGGCUCCGACUGCCGCUGCAAGUGCAUCCUGCGGCCGCUGAGCAAGGACGCGUGCAGCCGGGUACGUAGCGGACGCGCCAGGGCGGAGGACGCGUUCGCCGUGGAGACCGUGAGUGCAGGCAGCGACUGCCGCUGCUCCUGCACCGCGCCGCCCGCCUCCCUCAACCCCUGCGAACGCGAGUGGAAGAUGGACAAGCUCAGGAAACAGGCGCCCGAGCUGCUCAAGCUGCAGUCCAUGGUGGACCUCCUGGAAGGCGCCCUCUACAGCGUGGACCUGAUGAAAGUGCACGCUUAUGUCCACAAGGUGGCCUCCCAGAUGAGUACGCUGGAGGAGAGCGUCAAGGCCAACCUGAGCCGGGAGAAUGAGGUGGUGAAGGAGAGUGUGCGGCACCUCAGCGAGCAGCUGCGGAGCUACGAGAACCGCUCGGCCACGGUGCUGAGGCUGCAGAAGGAGCUGUCAGGCCUGGGCCUGCAGUUGCUGCAGAGGGAUGCUGCUGCCACUGGUGCCCCAGCCCCAGGCCCGGGCCACAGGGCUCAGGACAUAGCUGGAGUGAAAGCCAAGGAUGCCAACAAAUAUGGCAGUGUGCAGAGCAGCCUUGUGGAUGGAGGCCUCCCCAGGCUGCCCAAGGAGAAGCUGUUGGCAGUGGAGAAGCCGAGGAAGGAGGGCGCCAAGGGCCGGCUCCCCCUGCCCACACCCAGGCCCCGCUCCCUGGCACAGCAGCGGGCGCUGAUCCGGGGUUUCACGUACUACAAGGCGGGCCGGCGGGAGGCACCUGUGGCUGUGGCAGACAACACCCUCAAAGAUGCUUCAUGGCUGGAGCAGCUGCCUCCCAAGGCAGAGAGCAAGUCCCCUGAGCCCACCUCCACAAAGCACAGUGAGGCUGCAUCUAAGGCUUCAGAGCAUGCCAACCUGGGCCCUGGCACCCCUAGCUCCAGCUCCAUCCUGACCACCACCACCACCACCACUCCAGCUCCCACCACCCAUCCCCUGCCCAGUGACCCACCUACACGCCUAGAAGUCCCAAGCCAAGGCAAGGAGGCUGGCUGCGAGGGCACCCUCCGGGCCGUGGACCCCCCAGUGAGGCACCACAGCUAUGGGCGCCACGAGGGGGCUUGGAUGAAGGACCCUGCAUCUCAGGACGACAGGAUCUAUGUCACCAACUACUACUAUGGAAACAGCCUGGUAGAGUUCCGCAAUCUGGAAAACUUCAAGCAAGGCCGCUGGAGUAACAUGUACAAGCUGCCUUACAACUGGAUCGGCACUGGCCACGUGGUGUACCAGGGUGCCUUCUACUACAACCGGGCCUUCACCAAGAACAUCAUCAAGUAUGACCUGCGCCAGCGCUUUGUAGCUUCCUGGGCCCUGCUGCCUGACGUGGUAUAUGAGGACACCACCCCCUGGAAGUGGCGCGGCCACUCGGACAUCGACUUUGCUGUGGACGAGAGUGGCCUGUGGGUCAUCUACCCCGUUGUGGACGAACUCGAUGAGGCCCAGUCCGAGGUGAUCGUGCUGAGCCGCCUGGAUCCCAGCGACCUCUCUGUGCACCGGGAGACAACGUGGAAGACACGGCUGCGGAGGAGCUCCUAUGGGAACUGCUUCCUGGUGUGUGGCAUCCUGUACGCCGUGGACACCUACAACCAGCACGAGGGCCAGGUUGCCUAUGCCUUUGACACUCACACAGGCACCGACGCACGGCCCCAGCUGCCCUUCCGCAAUGAGCAUGCCUACACCACCCAGGUCGACUACAACCCCCGGGAGCGCGUGUUGUACGCCUGGGACAAUGGCCACCAGCUCACCUAUGCCCUCCACUUCGUGGUCUGAGCAGGAGAGACAGGGUGGCUGGGGGUCCCCACCAGCUCCUGUGGCCAAGUCAGCAAGUAUUUAUUGGGGUGUCCAGAGCUGGGUGACAGGCCUGCAUGGUAGCCAUAAUAGCUCUUCCUCAGCACCCUUGGGGUGACACUGGCUUCUACUUACAAAGCAUCGAGUUUUACAUGCAAUCCCCCUUGUAGCCCUCCUGAUGCCUCCCUUGAGGUACGAACCAUAGCUCAUUUACAGCUAGGUGUGGUGGCCCAUGCCUGUAAUCCCAGCACUCUGGGGACUAAGGCAGAAGCAUUAUUGUGA
Octodon degus (degu) is the source of this 2194-nucleotide messenger RNA. It is a transcript of the gene Olfml2a, whose product is annotated as olfactomedin like 2A. NCBI's taxonomy places the organism in Eukaryota, Metazoa, Chordata, Mammalia, Rodentia, Octodontidae. Gene Ontology annotation, biological process: signal transduction. The transcript is spliced from 8 exons. The record is from RefSeq and is a predicted model, not a curated record. The coding region runs from base 62 to 1894 and encodes 610 amino acids.